Raphanus sativus (radish) is the source of this 2100-nucleotide messenger RNA. Its product is annotated as proline-rich protein LAS17. The record is from RefSeq and is a predicted model, not a curated record. Bases 267 to 1820 code for a protein of 517 amino acids. The transcript is spliced from 5 exons. NCBI's taxonomy places the organism in Eukaryota, Viridiplantae, Streptophyta, Magnoliopsida, Brassicales, Brassicaceae.
AGAAAAAAAAAAAGAUAAAGCCAGAGAGAGAGAGAGAGAGAGAGGUUCCUUUCCUAUUGUCACUUACAGAGAGAGAAACCUCCUUCCUCCGUCUCCCUGAGCCUCCCCCCUACCCCCUACAUUCUCACUUCCGUCGUCAGUUACCUCCGUCUCCUCCCUCUCAACAGAAUAUUAAUUGAGUUUUUUUUUCCCGGUAAGCAUUUUGGAUGGGAGCGGAAGAAUCUGAAUCUGAAUCCGAUCGGAGGAGCGUUUGAGAUUUUUUUGCUAUGGGGAAGAAUAGCGACGAGGAGCACAACAAUCUCCCUCGCGACGGAGAUAAUACGGUUAGGAACAACGAAGGAGGAAACGGAUGCUCUUGCUGUUCUGCUCGGAUCUCUAGAUGCUUUAGUCUCAGAUGCGUUUUGAUUCUCGCUUUCUCCGCUGCUGUGUUCCUCUCCGCCGUGUUUUGGCUACCUCCAUUCCUCGGAUUCUCAGAUCCUCGGGAUCUGGAUCUCGAUCCAAGGUUCAAAGAUCACAGAAUAGUGGCGAGUUUUGAUGUUGAGAAACCAGUUUCCUUCUUGGAAGACAAUUUGUUGCAGCUUGAGAAUGAUAUCACCGAUGAAAUCAGCGUUCCCAUGAUCAAGGUUGUGGUAUUAACGCUUGAACGUUUGGAAAAUCUGAACAGAACAAUGGUUGUUUUUGCAAUCGACCCCGAGAAGAAGAGUUCCAAGAUACCUUCCGAAAUCGAAAGUCUGAUCAAGGCAGCUUUUGAAACCCUGGUUGAAAAGGAGUUGUCUUUCCGCUUGACUGAGUCUUUAUUCGGGCAACCCUUCCUUUUUGAAGUGCUGAAAUUCCCAGGAGGAAUCACUGUGAUCCCUUCCCAUCCUGUAUUCCCUUUGCAGAAAGCGCAGCUUCUCUUCAACUUCACAUUGAACUUUUCGAUUUACCAAAUUCAAUCUAACUUCGAGGAACUCACUAGCCAGCUUAAGAAGGGUAUAAAUCUGGCUUCUUAUGAGAACUUGUACAUAACCUUGUCAAAUUCCAGAGGCUCAACGGUGGCGCCUCCUACUAUAGUUCAUUCUUCUGUUCUGCUCACAUUCGGUAUCUCAUCGAGGUUGAAACAGCUUUCUCAAACCAUCACUGGCUCCCGUUCGAAAAACCUCGGCCUGAACCACACCGUAUUUGGUAAGGUUAAGCAAGUCCGUCUUUCCUCAGUCUUGCCACGUUCACCCGUCCAAUCAUUACCCCCUUCCCCUUCUCCUCAACCUGAAACCCACCACCACUACUACCAUCAUCAUCAUCAUCACCACCAUCAUGAACUUGCUCCAGAACCUGCACCUGCAGCUAAGAGCUUUGCACCAGCAUCUGCGCCAACCAAACACUUACAUUUACACCGGAGAAGCCCACCUCCUUGCCCUUACGAGCAGAGGAGACCAAAAGGAAACAAUGGUCUGAACCAUCACACUGCUACACCAACGCCUGCACCACACCGGUCUAAGCAACACGCACCGGCACCAAGUCGGUCUAAGCAACACGCACCAGCACCAAAUCGGUCUAAGAAACACGCACCAGCACCAAACCGGUCUAAGCAACACGCAUCAGCACCAAACCCUACCCCGCCAAGUCAUCAUCAUGCUAUUCCAGUAUCGAGUCCACUCCCCCACGUCGUAUUUGCUCAUAUCCCACCUCCAGCGAGAAACACCCCGGAAACAGGACCAACCGGUGGGACAACUCCCGCACCUUCUCCCACUCCAUCUUCAGCGAGCAUAGGUCCAACCUUAAAAAAUGCAUCAACGAAGCUGCUUGUUGUAAUAGUAGCCGUUGUAAUCAUCUGGCUGUAGAAAAAAAAGGCGCCGGAAGAAACUGCUUUAAACGCUCAAGCUGUAAAAAAGAAGAAGCAGCAGUUCGUAAAAGCAGAACACAUCCGGUUACAACAUCCCACGGUAAUUGUAUAAAGGAACACAAGUCCAAAAAGAAAAUGUAUGUAUGGAAAAAUGAAGAGAGUUUUUGUAAAAGAGUUGUUGAGGUUUAAGCAACACAAAAGUGCGUCUUGCCACCUGACAUCCGAGAAAAAAAAGAAACAAAACUUAUAUAUAAAAAUCUCUGUUUUUGUAUAUAAAA